GUAUAAAAACUUCGCACUUCAAUUCAGUUUCAAGAUAUCUUUUUAUUAGUGCAAAAAGAGUUCAUUAGAAUUUUAUCGGCUGCUUCUUAUUAUAAUUUGCUAUUAAUUUUGUGAGAUGGAGUAUACAUUUUGUUUAUUAUUUCUUUGGGUAGGACGUACAACGUCGGCAAAACUUCCUAUGUAUGAUUUCCCCAAAAAAUUCUCGUUCGGCGUAGCCACGUCAGCAUUUCAGAUAGAAGGUGGUUGGAAUGCUUCCGGAAAAGGAGUGAGUAUUUGGGAUCACCUUGUACAUGAUACGAACGAAAUCAUCGUAGAUGGGUCAAACGCCGACGUUGCUUGUGAUUCUUACAAUAAAGUUGAUUAUGAUAUUCUAUUGUUAAAAGCCCUUGGAGUAAGCCAUUACCGUUUUUCCAUUGCUUGGACUCGAAUACUGCCCAAUGGAUUUAGAAACCACGUAAGUGAAGAUGGUGUGAAGUAUUAUAAUUAUUUAAUAAACAAGUUAUUGGAAAAUGGAAUUGAACCUUGGGUCACUAUCUUCCACUUUGAUAUACCCUACGGUAUGUUUCUGAUAGGUGGAAUGUUCAAUGAAAAAUUCAGUGAAUACCUCUCAGACUAUGCUGAUCUAUUGUUCAAUCUAUAUGGGGAUAGAGUAAAAACGUGGGUUACCAUCAACGAACCUUAUUCAGUUUGCGUAAGUGGCACACGAGUUUUAGGUGAAUAUCGGCCAAACGGUAUAGUAGAAUACCUUUGUGGUCACACCUUCCUCAAAGCACAUGCAGCAGUUUAUGACCUCUACCAGAGGAAAUAUAAAUCACAACAAAAUGGAAAAAUAAGUAUGGCUUUUAACUUACAAUGUAACUAUCCCGAAACGAAUUCAGCAGAAGAUAUAGAAGCAGCAGAAAGGGCCAAUCAAUUUGCAUUAGGUUGGUUUGUCCAUCCUGUCGUGUUUGGAAACUAUCCACAAGUGAUGAUCGACAGUAUUGCCAAUAUAAGCAAAACUCAAGGUUUUCUCGAAUCCAGACUUCCAGUCCUUACUGCUGAAGAUCAAAAAUUGUUAAAGGGAUCUUUCGAUUUUAUUGGACUUAAUAACUAUGAUACGUAUUUAGUGUCAGACGAUAGGAAGGUCGACGUUGAUCCCAGUUAUAUCAAUGAUCAAGGGGUUAAUUUCACAUACUUUCCUAAUUGGACUGUGGAUUACUCUAUUGAGAUGAGGAGUAAGGGUUUAGGUAUUAUUCUGAAUUGGAUAAAAAAGACAUAUAACGAUCCAGAAAUACGAAUUUUGGAGCAAGGCUUUCCAGAAACCUCAACUGACUUAUAUGACCAUAACAGGCAUAAAUAUAUAGUGGCUAGUCUACAACAACUAUGGAAAAGUAUUAAUGAAGAUAAUGUUAAUGUAACAGCGUAUACUUUUUGGAGUUUAAUGGAUAAUUUUGAGUGGGACAAAGGAUACUCGGUGAGAUAUGGACUCAACUAUGUAGAUUUCAACGAUCCUAAUAGGAUAAGAAUACCAAGAUUGUCAGCUAUAACAUACAACCAUGUUUCGACGAAAAAAACAUUACGAGGUUUAUUAUAAUAGACUACAAUUAUUUAUAUGAAUGUAUACAUCCAAAUUUAUUUUUGCCCUCUUUAAUAAAUUUAUUUUUGUUUA
This is a messenger RNA of Diabrotica virgifera virgifera (western corn rootworm), 1648 nucleotides long. Its product is annotated as myrosinase 1-like. The record is from RefSeq and is a predicted model, not a curated record. Bases 116 to 1573 code for a protein of 485 amino acids. The transcript has 8 exons. Gene Ontology annotation, biological process: carbohydrate metabolic process. Gene Ontology annotation, molecular function: beta-glucosidase activity. NCBI's taxonomy places the organism in Eukaryota, Metazoa, Arthropoda, Insecta, Coleoptera, Chrysomelidae.